Boleophthalmus pectinirostris (great blue-spotted mudskipper) is the source of this 1322-nucleotide messenger RNA. Its product is annotated as solute carrier family 35 member F2-like. The transcript is spliced from 6 exons. The annotation marks the transcript as partial. Lineage: Eukaryota; Metazoa; Chordata; Actinopteri; Gobiiformes; Gobiidae. Gene Ontology annotation, cellular component: membrane. The record is from RefSeq and is a predicted model, not a curated record. Gene Ontology annotation, molecular function: transmembrane transporter activity. Gene Ontology annotation, biological process: transmembrane transport.
AAUAUUUUACAGAUUCUCAAAAGUAAGUGGUGGAAGUAUAUUCUGCUGGCUCUGGUGGAUGUGGAAGCCAACUACACUGUGGUUAAAGCUUACCAGUACACCACCCUCACCAGUGUUCAACUGCUGGACUGCUUUGUGGUCCCGGUCCUCAUGGUCUUGUCCUGGUGGAUUCUGAAGACCCGUUUUAGGCCAGUGCACUAUGCUGCUGUGUGUAUCUGUGUGCUUGGAGUUGGAGCUAUGGUGGGAGCCGACCUGCUAGCUGGACGAGACCAGGGCUCCACUGCAAACAUCCUGUUAGGUGAUGGGCUGGUCUUGCUCAGUGCCUCACUGUAUGCAGUUUCAAAUGUGUGUCAGGAGUACACUGUGAGGAACCUGACCAGAGAAGAGUUUCUUGGCAUGGUUGGCCUGUUCGGUACCAUCAUCAGCACCAUUCAGAUGGUGAUUCUGGAACGCAAUGAAAUUAGUGCCAUCCAGUGGAACUGGAAAAUUGGGUUGUUAUUUUGUGGCUUUGCCCUGUGCCUGUACACACUCUACAGCUGUAUGCCCAUCGUGAUAAAGCUGAGCAGUGCCACUUCAGUGAAUCUGUCUUUAAUGACUGCAGAUUUGUUCAGCCUCUUCUUUGGGAUUUUCCUCUUCCAUUACACGUUCUCUGGACUUUAUUUGGUCUCACUGAUCAUCAUCAUCAUUAGUUCCAUAAUGUUUAAUGCAGUACCCACUCAGACUGACUCCGUAGACCCCCUGCCCUCUGUCUGUGAGGAGGGCUUCUAUGAAAACCCAGUGGCAACUCAAAAUUACUUCACAAACCAGGAGAUUGUCCUGAGAUCGCACAGAGAGGAGCAGGAUGCCCAAGAGAAGAGGAUAAGCGCCUCAAACAGAACUCAUACAUAUGAAGAACAGUCUUACCAAAAUUACAAUGUUGAUGUUACAUGUAGCACUAAACUGUAAUUUGUUUUUGUUUGGGUUUUUUUCAGUGCAAGCUUCUUCUGUAAAUGUUAUUGAUUAGAUUAAUAUUUACAUUUGUAUAUUAUUAUAAUAUAAUAUUAUAAUAUUUUUAUUUAUUUGUACUGUAUUUGUUACAGUAUAUUUGAGUAAAAAAAUGUAAAACUAAAAGAAAGGUUUUUCAUUAGUCUCAACAUUUUCAGAAUUUUGUUUGUAUGUGUACAAAAAACAAAAUCAAUGCUCUAACCUAGAUUACAAGACAGUAUUAUUCUUGUUUAAAUUGAUUGUGCAUAGCCGUGUAAUAAGAAUCAAUACAACACAUAUUUGUUUUGAGCAUUUUUUGCAGAGAAAAUUUUGGAAAAAAAAAAAAAAUUCUCAUUAAC